This is a messenger RNA of Notothenia coriiceps (black rockcod), 1976 nucleotides long. RefSeq names its product sodium-dependent phosphate transport protein 2A-like. The record is from RefSeq and is a predicted model, not a curated record. Gene Ontology annotation, cellular component: brush border; vesicle; apical plasma membrane. NCBI's taxonomy places the organism in Eukaryota, Metazoa, Chordata, Actinopteri, Perciformes, Nototheniidae. The transcript has 9 exons. Gene Ontology annotation, molecular function: sodium:phosphate symporter activity. The coding region runs from base 1 to 1368 and encodes 455 amino acids. Gene Ontology annotation, biological process: sodium-dependent phosphate transport; intracellular phosphate ion homeostasis.
AUGGGAACUUUAAAUCAGAACAACUGGGCCAAGAAGUUCCCGUCCUGCAGCAACGCCAAGCAAUCCCCCAUCAACAUCGAGGAGAGUCUGGCCCAGGUGAAGCUUCAGUUUCAGAAGCUCCGGUUCGAGGGCUGGGAGACGCUGACGUCCGAAAGGACAACCAUCAAGAACGAUGGGAAGACCGAUGCCGGAGGUGGGCAGCGUCAGCUAGACAAAUGUGUGAUCACGGGAAUCGCCAUGGGAAAUGAGGACAUGAGGAACAGGAGCCUGGUGAAAGAAUGGUGCCAGACUGACCUGGUUAUGUCCACUGGCAAUGUGAGCGCUGCAAACUGUGGCUCCAGGCAUGACUUAUCCCAAUCACCACUGAAAUGUAAGCAUCUGUUUGUGUCCACGGGGCUGUCAGACCUCACCGUGGGUCUGAUCCUCCUCGCAGGCUCUCUGGCCGUCCUCUGCACCUGUCUGCUGCUUCUGGUCAAACUGCUAAACUCUCUUCUUAAAGGCCAGGUCGCAAAGGUCAUCCACAAAGUCAUCAACACAGACCUGCCAUAUCCGUGUGGGUGGCUGUCAGGAUACAUGGCCAUGUUUGUGGGCGCAGGGAUAACUUUUGUGGUCCAGAGUAGCUCUGUCUUCACUUCAGCCUUGACUCCUCUUAUAGGUAUCGGUGUGAUCAGCCUCGAGCGGGCCUAUCCCCUCACCCUCGGGUCCAACAUCGGCACCACGGCCACCGCUCUGCUGGCAGCUCUGGCCAGUCCUGGGAACAAGUUAGCAGCUGCCAUACAGAUCGCUCUGUGUCACCUCUUCUUCAACGUCUUUGGCAUAAUGCUGUGGUAUCCUCUCCCCUUCACGCGCCUGCCCAUAAGGAUGGCGCGUGUCCUUGGUGAGCGCACUGCCAAGUACCGCUGGUUUGCAGUCCUUUACCUCCUCCUGUGCUUCGUGCUCCUGCCCUCGCUGGUUCUGGGCCUCUCGUUGGCAGGCUGGCAAGUGAUGGCCGGCGUUGGGGCUCCGUUCCUGUGUUUGACCAUCUUCAUCUCCAUGAUUAAUGCGAUGCAGGCCCGUACUCCUCGCCACCUGCCCACUAAGCUGCAGAGCUGGGACUUCCUGCCCCAGUGGAUGCGCUCUCUCAAACCCCUCGAUCACCUCAUCACCAAGGCAACUGCCUGUCGUUGCGAGGAGGGACAGGGAGAAGAAGAAGAAGAGGAGCAUACAUCAACUCCGAAGACCUCUGUCAACACACAGGAAGAAUCGGCCCAGAGGAAGGCACAACUGGCUUAUGACAACCCAGUACUGGACUACCUGGACGAGAGCAGACCAGGUGUGAAGGUGUUCAAAUUGAAAGGGUUGGAGAGGUGCAACAGCACUCCACUGUAGUCAAACCAACAAUAUUUACUUAGAUCUGUAUUUUGACAAUAUCGUCAGACGAGAAAACAUAUUUUAUAAUGCCUUGGAAUAAAAGCCAGUUCUUGUUAAUAAUUGAUCUAUCAUUAGAAUAGCCAGGAUACAUUACAUGAGCUAGUAGUAUGAGAUUUUCAUCGAUGCUUGAUUUUCUUCCAACUGAGUCAGCAACCAUCUACAAUGAACUUUGAAACUCAUUUAAUGAUGAACUACACUAACACAGCAUGCAAUGUAGUGUGAUUCUGUAAUUGAGUUUUUGACCACUAGUGGCACUAUGGAGAAUUGCUUUUUACGAGUGGGUCCCCAUUGGUUGUGCACAUUGCCAAAAUAAGACGAACAUCCAUAAAAAAUGGCAAUUGCAAAGAAUUGUUAUUAAUACCACACGGCCUUAGAGUAAUACCUAAUUAAGGAUAACUACAUGACUUAAUGUGUCUGGGCUAUAGACACAAUAUUUGAAUCCAAAAGAUCCAGAGGUGUGUGGGGCAGUGGGUUCAGAGUAGGUGUUCGGGUUCAAAUCCCACUGCAGUCAGCAUGUCGUUGUGUCCCUGGGCAAGACACUUCACCCCAAGUUGAUCCUGUGGGGA